Messenger RNA from Oncorhynchus nerka (sockeye salmon), 4452 nucleotides. RefSeq names its product tetraspanin 5a (gene tspan5a). The transcript is spliced from 11 exons. Gene Ontology annotation, cellular component: plasma membrane. Bases 306 to 1184 code for a protein of 292 amino acids. The record is from RefSeq and is a predicted model, not a curated record. Lineage: Eukaryota; Metazoa; Chordata; Actinopteri; Salmoniformes; Salmonidae.
ACUGUGGGGGAACGAUUAUCCGAUUUGAUCGGUGACAACCGAGAGGUCCCGUUAGUUGUAAACACAGAGUGGAUAGGUUGACGUUUGUUUGCUAUUUACAGUGUUAGAUUGUGCAUUAUUCUACUUUUAUUAUCAGGGUGACAUCUGUGUCGAGGGAUAGGCUACAGUAUGUUUAUUUUAUUUGGAUGAACCGAGCAGACAGCAAGUUCCAAGAAUUGGAUCGCCGAGGAGCUGAACCUGCCGCCUGCGAGCCUAUGAUCCGGUAUAUGUAUCAGUCUAUGAAGCCUACUGUAUGACAUUCAAGCAUGUCAGGAAAACAUUUUAAAGGCCAUGAAGUCAGUUGCUGCAUCAAAUAUUUUAUUUUUGGAUUUAACAUAAUAUUUUGGUUGCUGGGUGUGGCCUUCCUUGGAAUCGGACUAUGGGCAUGGAAUGAGAAGGGUGUUCUCUCCAACAUCUCGUCCAUCACAGACCUGGGGGGCUUUGACCCUGUCUGGCUCUUCCUGGUGACGGGAGGGGUCAUGUUUAUCCUGGGCUUCGCCGGCUGCAUCGGAGCGCUGAGGGAAAACACCUUACUGCUCAAGUUUUUCUCUGUAUUCCUGGGGAUCAUCUUCUUCCUGGAGCUGACGGCUGGAGUGUUGGCCUUUGUCUUUAAGGACUGGAUCAAGGACCAGCUCAACUUCUUCAUCAACAACAACAUCCGGGCGUACCGUGACGACAUCGACCUCCAGAACCUCAUAGACUUCACACAGGAAUAUUGGGAGUGUUGCGGCGCAUUCGGAGCGGACGACUGGAACCUCAACAUUUACUUCAACUGCACGGACACCAACCCCAGUCGGGAGAAAUGUGGCGUCCCCUUCUCCUGCUGCACCAAAGAUCCUGCGGAGGAUGUGAUAAACACGCAGUGUGGCUAUGACGUACGAGCCAAAACGGACGCAGAGCAGAAGACCUACAUCCAUGUGAAAGGCUGUGUGCCACAGUUUGAGAAGUGGCUACAGGACAACCUGACAGUGGUGGCUGGGAUCUUCAUAGGAGUUGCACUGUUACAGAUAUUUGGAAUAUGUCUGGCACAAAACUUAGUGAGUGACAUUGAAGCUGUGAGAGCAAGCUGGGUGCCCCCGCCCUCUCUCUCCAUGCGCCGACCCCCGCCUCACUCUGGAAAGAAAGGGUCUGCAUACUACGCGUGAGGAACAUGCUCGCGAGCGUGUGUAUGUACCUUUAGCCGUUUGUUUACCUGAUGUCACGGUUUACCUGUCUUCACCCAGGAAUGCACAGGUCUCUUCAGCAUGGCUACGCCAUUCUCGGCGCAUCAAACAAUGCUCAAAGCCUGCUACCACUGGGAAAGAUUCCUGAGAGCACCUGCACCAUGGUGACCUGCACAUUAUGAUCCUUUUUAAAGAUGGGUUUAGGGUUGCAAAUUUCCAGUAACUUUCCAAAAAUUCCCAGGUUUUCCAGAAAUCCCAGUUGGCAGUUUUCUGGAAAACCUGGGAAUUUGGGGAAAAUGACCCUGUUUUGCAUCUCCAUUGUUCCAUGGGAUUCCAUCCAUGUGACAAACACUUUGUGUAGAAAUGUUUGUAAAUGCACUGCAUGCCUGUCCCACAUAGGGUGGCCACAUUUAAAAUACCCAAAUGCGAGACUACAGGAUGAUAUUGCGGGACAGUGUAGCCUACAUGAAUAAAAACAUUUGGCAGCCCCCCACUGGAAUUUAGACUGAACUGAAAGGAUUUUUUACAAAUGUGAUUGGUUGAUGAUAUGACAUUGCCUACGUCUCGUCUGGCGCUGCGCAAAAUAUCAGAUCUCAACAACGAUUGGAGAAGUGUUUAACAUCACCAGCAUUCUUAGACUACCACAUCCUAAUGAUAUAUCUUUUUUUCAUACGCGCAUAUUAGUGGUGCUUGAAUUUGUUGAUAAAAUGCGGGACAUGAUUGUUUUGUUGCAGGACACGGUACAAAGGGGGGAAAAUGUGGGACUGUCACACGAUCCGGGACAUGUGGUCAACAUACUGGUCACGGUAGCAUGGAUUCUGGUUUUGUUUCAUUAGAAUGUGCAAAAGUUCUCUUAUUGACACAAGUAUUUUUAACAGUAAAAUAGUAGCUGUAUUUGUGGUGACACUGUGAGCUUAGGAAAGAGAGUAAUGGUGCUAGAGGGCAAAUGUACAGUAGUAGUCACAGCCUUUAAGUCACGUUUCCUUUGAACUGCUGAAGCGUUGUCGGUUCAAGCGUUUUUGUUGCACAAAUGAGCAUUCGUUAUAUCCCAUGCCAUCUCUACCACCUGGUGAAACACAUACAGGUAUUUCAGAUACUUUCAAAUACUUGAGGUGUGCUUGAUUUAGCAUGUUUGCACUUUUGGGACUAGUCUCUUGGUUCCAUUUUAACAGGCAAACUAAAUCAAGCACACUUAAAGGUCCAAUGCAGCCGUUUUUAUCUCAAUAUCACAUACUUUUUGGAUUACAAUUAAGUACCUUACUGUGAUUGUUUUCAAUUCAAAUGGUUGAAAAUAAACAAAAAUAUCUUCUUGGCCUCCCGAGUGGCGCUGUGGUCUAAGGGUCUCCUACAACCGGGAGAACCCAUGGGGCAGCGCACAAUUGGUCCAGCAUCACGUUAGGGGGGGUUUGGCCGGCAGGGAUAUCCUUGUCCCAUCGCGCUCUAGCGACUCUUGUGGCGGGCUGGGCACAUGCACGCUAACACGGUCGGCAGGUGUAGUACGGUGUUUCCUCUGACACAUUGGUGUGGCUGGCUUCCGGGUUAAGCGGGCAUUGUGUCAAGAAGCAGUAAGGCUUGGUUGAGUUGUGUUUCGGAGGACGCACGGCUCUCGAACCUUCGCCUCUCCCGACUCCCUAUGGGAGUUGCAGUGAUGAGACAAGACUAACUAUCAAUUGGAUCCCACGAAAUUGGGCAAAAAAAGGGAUAAAAAAAAGUAGAAUAAUUGUUUCAAUCUCUUCUUAGCAAGGAGCAAUUUCUCUAGGACUGUGAGUUAGGAGGGGGAAAACUGAAAAUUAGCUGAUAUUGGCAGAGAAGUUUGGAACUCUUUCUUAUUGGGCGGCAGGUAGCCUAGUGGUUAGAGCGUUGGACUUGAAACCGAAAGGUUGCUGGGUCAAAUCCCUGAGCUGAUGAGGUAAAAAUCUGUUGUUCUGCCCCUGAACAAGGCAGUUAACCCACUGUUCCUAGGCCGUCAUUGAAAAUAAGAAUUUGUUCUUAACUGACUUGCCUGGUAAAAUAAAAAAAUAUAUUUUUUUGUCUAUUUACUAAUUUACAGCAUGGUGGUGUCAACAGUGAAGGGUAAAACUACAUCCACCAAAACAGGAUGACAUUUCAGGUGGUAUUUUCAAACAGCUCUGACACUAAAAUAACAUCAUGUUCACAGUAUAAAAUAUACUUAAAACAUAGGAAAAUCACAUUUUUGACUGCACUGGGUGUUUUAAGUAUCAAUGUAUUUUGUCUGAUCUCUGCACACUCUACAUACAGGUUUUUAAUGGUUAAAACACACUUUCAGUUCAUGUCCACUAUGGUGGUCUUCUGUUUUCAAUACCUCAAAGUGAAUAGUGUCAAUCUUUAGGAAUCCCUGCUACUCCUUAUUCAAUUUUGUUCUGAGGGCUGAAUGUGAUUGGUUGGAUGAAAGCGAAACUACCAUUGGUUGGACAUUACAACAGCCAAUGAGAGUGAAAAGAAAACUCAGUUGCUGUCAUAUUUGUAGGUGGUGGAUUGUGUAGCACUUGGGUUGCCAUGCUGAAGGUCCCUGGUUCAAAUCCCUGUGUGGUUUCAGUUUUCUAGCUCAACUAUCAGUGGGCGGGGCAUUCAAGGACCAGUGAGAGUGAAAUAAAGAUAAGGCCAAGUGGGACGUUUGAUUGGUUUUGACAAGAUGGGAUACCACUUUUGUCAGAUUUGACUUUUCUUAGCAGGUUAGGAGAAUUUACAUAGCAGGUUAGAAGCAUUAGGAUAAGGGUUAGAUAAAAUGCCCCCAAAAUUAACUGACUUAAUUAAACAAACGCUUAUAGCCAUGACCGAGGUGGAUGGACUUUUAACCAAGUUAACCAAUCACAGCCAGGACCAGUGACAGGUGAGAGUUAAAUCAAAUAAAUCCUGUUAGGGAGGUAGGAGGGCAUUAACCAUGGGUUGUGGGACAUAAGGUCCCUGGUUUGAACCUUUCUAAAGUUGACCUUUAACAUUUUAUUUUGACUGUUUAGACUAGUGAAAAGACCAAAACGUUAGGCUGGUGGGUGGUGUCCUGGGUGGCAGAGGGCAUAACACAAGGGUUGCCAUUCAGUGGUUUCUUCACUUGAUUCCCAGUAUGGCCUUUAACGUGACUUUUAUGAACUUGACCAAUCUCACUCUUUUCUGCCCUCAGAACAAGUUACUGUUUUUCUUUCAUUUCCAUGAAAUAAAUAAUUUUCUUUGUUGACCUGAUGACUUUGUUAAUAGUGUUAAUUGUUAAUAAAGAAGGGACAUGACAAAGUGA